This is a messenger RNA of Batrachochytrium dendrobatidis JAM81, 567 nucleotides long. RefSeq lists its product as uncharacterized. The record is from RefSeq and is a predicted model, not a curated record. Lineage: Eukaryota; Fungi; Chytridiomycota; Chytridiomycetes; Rhizophydiales. Gene Ontology annotation, molecular function: holo-[acyl-carrier-protein] synthase activity; magnesium ion binding. The transcript is spliced from 3 exons. Bases 1 to 567 code for a protein of 188 amino acids.
AUGGCUGGAAUGCUACAAAGACGAGCUCCCAUGCGUCUUGCCAGACACAUUCUGCAUCCAUCUGAGCAAGUUUUAUUUCUAAAUGAGUUUCAAAAGCCCAUCGCCAAUCACUCUCUGGAUCUAUACUCUCCUCUGCCCGCUCAUCCAAAUCGACUGUUUCCUCUUGUAGAUGAUGUAGAAAAGAUUAACAAGUCCAUACUAUACUCGACCCACAAGGCAAUUAGUGGCAUGCAAACAUUGGCUGAACUCGAUGGCUCUUGUAAUUCUGGACCUCAAUCUGAGCCUAACAGCGAGAAUUGGACUGACGAUCUUCCAGAGUGGGAGAAGCAAGUUAUCCGCUAUUUGGGAAUUAGAUUCGCAAUUAAAGAAGCUGCGUUCAAGGCCAUGUAUCCAAAAACUCGUUUGACCUGGCAUCAAGCAAUGAUUAUCAAGGAUCGUGGCAAGCCAAUGCUACAUCUUUCAGAUCUGCCCAACAUCCAGCCUCACGUUUCUGUUACACAUGAUGCUGAUAUCAUUGCUGCUGUCGCGGUGAUGGAACAGAUAGCUUCCAGAGACAAGAGUGUGUAG